This is a messenger RNA of Cottoperca gobio, 2920 nucleotides long. It is a transcript of the gene nipal4, whose product is annotated as NIPA like domain containing 4. Lineage: Eukaryota; Metazoa; Chordata; Actinopteri; Perciformes; Bovichtidae. Gene Ontology annotation, biological process: magnesium ion transport. The transcript has 10 exons. The record is from RefSeq and is a predicted model, not a curated record. Gene Ontology annotation, molecular function: magnesium ion transmembrane transporter activity. The coding region runs from base 103 to 1383 and encodes 426 amino acids. Gene Ontology annotation, cellular component: membrane.
CAUCCGUGAAGAAGGAAACCUGCUCACCGAGAGAAGAGUCUUCAUGUCCCGCGAGCUGCUCGGUGUUUUCACCUUUUCAUUUCCCGGAGCUUGUGCGACACGAUGCGGGAUGUGCGGGACGUGCGGGAUGUUCACCUGGACGAGGACACCUGCAGGAACGGGUCAGGGGUCCGGCUGUGGUGCGGCUCUCAGUCCACAGUGUGUUCGGUCUCCGGAGGUCAAACACCGCUUUACACACACCUGGACAACAGCACACACACUGCAGAUGUGCAGGCGGUCGGCAGCUCCAACCCCUGGCUCGGCCUCACGCUGGCGCUGCUGUCGGCCUUCCUGAUUGGUGGGAGCGUCAUCCUGAAGAAGAAAGCUCUCCUCCGAUUGGCCGACAACGGACACACCAGAGCAGGUGACGGAGGUCACGGCUACCUGAAGGACUGGCUGUGGUGGGGAGGCCUGUUAACCAUGGGAGUCGGAGAGGUCUGUAAUUUUGCCGCCUACAUGUUUGCUCCGGCCACGCUGGUGACGCCGCUGGGCGCUCUGAGUGUCCUCAUCAGUGCAGUUCUGUCUCCCUACCUGUUGGGGGAGGAGCUGAACGUCGUGGGGAAGCUCGGCUGUCUGCUGUGUGUGCUCGGAAGCAUCUUGCUGGUUAUCCACGCCCCACAGGAACAGGAAGUGACAUCACUACAGGACAUGACCAACAAGUUGCUGGAGCCCGGUUUCCUGGUGUACGUGUCAGCGGUGUUGCUGCUGUGUGUCGUGCUCGUGUUGUAUUUCUCUCCUCGGGUCGGCCGCUCCAACAUCCUCGUCUACAUCAGCAUCUGCUCGCUGCUCGGAGCCUUCACCGUUGCCUCCGUGAAAGGCCUCGCCAUCGCCAUCAACACCGUGGUUUAUGAUAUUUCAGUGCUGGCUGAUCCUCUCACCUGGAUCCUGCUGUUGACGCUCAUCGUCUCCAUCAUAACACAGGUGAACUACCUGAACAAGUCUUUGGACACCUUCAACACCCUGCUGGUCUACCCGAUCUACUACGUCCUCUUCACCACCGUGGUUCUGUCCACCUCCAUCAUCCUCUUCCAGGAGUGGAGGAGCAUGGCGGCCGUGGACGUGGUCACCACGCUGGGAGCCUUCCUGGUCAUCGUGGUGGGCGUGGCCAUGCUCCACCUGUUCAAAGAGCUGCAGAUGACGAUGAAGCAGCUGACCAAUCAGCUGUCUGCUCCGGUGGAGAGGGAGGGGCUUGAACAGGAGGUUUCAACCAAUGGACGAGUAGCAGUAGGAGGAGGAGUAAGCAGGAACAAAAAAGAUGAUAAAUACGGACUGAUGGACAACAUGGUGAUAGAGAGUCUGCCUCCUAUGAGAGAGGAAGGACCAAGAGUCUUCAUCAUCAGCUGAAACAGAACGGAGACACAGGUUUGUCCUUCCUGUCUGGACUUCGUAGUUUCUCACUCCGACUGAUAAGUCUAUGUGCACUUUUUUUAAAAAGGCUUCUACUUUCACGGCGUUCCAGUUCAUUGAUAAGGUCCGUCAGCUUUCACACAAAACCGAUCACCUGAACAUACUAAACCUGAAGGAAACUACUUUACACUGAACCACUUCAUACGUCUAAGUAUUGGAUAUUAAAAAAUCUAAAAGCAUCCAACAGAUAUCCAAGACUGAAAUGUGGAUAUUCAAAACGACCACAAAGACACAAAGUGAAUUGAAUUGUUCUCCAGAUGUGACCACUGUACAUUAUCAUUUGAAAGAAAAAGAUGUUUGUGCUACACCUUUUUUAAAUGUUGUUUUCAUUGCACUCACAGCCAGUUACCUAAAUAACCAGCUUCCUGUUUUAGUAUUGUCUUGAUAGGAUUGAAGUAAAAGCAGUUUUUAGACGGCUGAUAAUCACCUGAUGAGGUGCAGCUUUGUUUCUGUACAGCUGCUUAACGUCAUAACGUAAAUGAAUAAUCACCUGCAGGUUGACUCGAGUCACACAAACACCUACACAAGUGUGUAUAUAUACAUAUAUAUAUAUAUAUAUAUAUAUAUAUAUAUGUAUGUGUAUGUAUGUUUGGACUUUUGAUCGAACAAAACCAAACAUUUAAGGAUUUCAUGUUUGGUUUCGUACUUUCACAUUUUUUUUACAUUUCUUUGACAAUUAUUUGACAGUUUGUGACAGUUUGUGACACGUCGUAGUCCAAACAAUUAUUGAUUUUAAUUGAAGAACUUCUGGGCAGAUUAAUGGGGAAAGAAGAUAAUAUGCAGCUUUAGUUUUAAUAUCUGGUGUUUUCUGUUAGUUUGAGUGGAUUUUCUUCUCUUUCGUGGAAGUAAACACGACACGUGGGGCCAUUUUCAGAGAUUAUUAACCGUAAUGUUUCCCGCUCAAAACUAUAAAUUCAUCGUUGAUUUUGAUCUUUUUAUGGAUUUGUUGUUAAAACUCAUUUGUCUUCAUUAUUUCCGCAGCACUUCAUUCACUUUAAUCAUCAUUUUAAAAACAUUUCUUAACCUGUUAACAUUUAAAAUGUCAAACAUCUCUUUAACUUAACUCUUUACAGUAAAUGAAUUAAACUUUAUAUGUUUGUAUUUGUGAGUGUUUUUCUUUUAUGAGUCAAACGUUUGUUUUUAUUGAAGGAAAAAAGAAACACGGAAAGUACUUUUGUUUCUGCGUGAUAACCGCAGACGAGAAAUGUUUCUUUUAAUCUCUCUGCAGCUAAAUGUUUUUCUCCCUGCGAGUUUGUUUAUUAAAAUAAAUUCAAACUAAAUUCUUCCUGAGAGGAAAAAGAACAAACCAAAUUAUGUUUUGGAAAAUUUGCCGCAUUUCUGCUUAUAUGUGAUUUAAACUCGGUUAGUUUUAUUAAUGUUUUCUGAUGCCUUAAACUCACCAAACUUUAUAUUUCCUGUUUUUUUAAAUGUAUAUUUUUAAUGCACAGAUGCUUCAAUAAAGAACAAAAUGUUG